Molecule: messenger RNA, 435 nt
Organism: Drosophila sechellia
Lineage: Eukaryota; Metazoa; Arthropoda; Insecta; Diptera; Drosophilidae
Exons: 2
Coding region: 38-373 (111 amino acids)
Source: RefSeq, a predicted model, not a curated record
UUGCACUAAACUAUUUCAACUAAAUAACACCUCAGUUAUGAAGCUUCUACUUUUCUUGAGCGCCCUGUCCAUCGUGCUCUAUGGAUUUGUAUAUGGAAAUCCACCAGGAAUCAACACCGUGAAAGCAGCAAUAAAACUGCAUAACUGGUUGGCUCCAUGCAGGGACCCUCCAAAUACUUAUAUUUAUGGAUCCAGAAAUGAGUGUUCAAGGAAAUGUUCCGGACAUUGCGCCACGUGCAAUUCAACAUGUAUCUUUGGAAAGAGGUGUGUCUGCGGCACAGAUACCUAUUGCAUGGUUGACAUGGACUUAACUGUCGUGGCACCAGGUGAACCGUUGAGGCAAAAAUGCUAUCCCGUUUCCCAAUUAAUUUAGAGACAUUUAAAGAAUGCCACAUGACAAUUUUACGUAUUUUCAAUGUAUAAAAAAUUAUUAAC